AACUCUGGCCCAGGCCUCAUUGGGCCUUUGAGAUUCGGCCCGAAAACUCAGCCCUCUAAACCUCUCCCACGGAGAGACACAGAGCAGAGCGAAAUGUAUCUGAAGAAAGCAUUAUGGAGCGAGUCUAUGGCGACGCCGGAGUCCGACCAGAAGGCGCCGUAUCCGGCGACGGCUGUCGGAGAACUGGUGACGUCGCUGAAUAGGCAGAGACUGUACAGAGAGGUGACGCUCGCUCUCCGAACCGGACUCAGAGAGGCACGUGCCGAGUUCUCAUUUCUCCGAGUUCGUGGCCUUCGAAGCAUUCUCAAGUUUCUCCGUUCGGUCGCCGAGUCCGAUUCGACGAUCAAUCUCUUCUGCCACAGCCAAUCUAUACCUGAGCUCCAAGUGGUUCCUGUUCUCUUUCAAAAUUCAUUAAAACAGUAUGAGGAAGACACCGUAGCAAAUUUAGAUCAUAUAUUUGGUGUAGAACCGAUGAAGAUAAGUAGUCCUUCAACAGAUGCUGAAGUUGCACUUGCACUUCGGGUUUUGGAAGGAUGUUGUCUGCUACACAGGGAAAGCACAAUUUUCGCUCAUCAACAUAAAGCAAUUGAGAUUUUGAUGGAUAUAUUGUCAACUCGAGGGGUACUUGAGCAGGGUGCAUGCUUGGAUGCUUUAAUCUCAAUAAUGUUGGAUUCAUCAGCAAAUCAAAUGGAUUUUGAGUCAUGUGAUGGUAUUGAGGAAGUUGCACAUAUCAUCAGGGACAAACAAGUUGAUGAAAACCUAAGGAUGAAAUGUGGAGAGUUCCUGCUGCUACUCAUUGGACAUGUAAACGGGAGGGAAAGGCCUCCAUUGGCUAGAAUACAUGAAGAUGUAAGGAGACUUCUGGGUGAGAAAUCUGCCUCCUUGAUAUGGGCAGCCAGUCAAUUUGGGUCUACCCUUGAUCCCGAGCAGAGGCUGACAGCUCUGCACAUCCAAGCUCGAAGAGUGCUAGAAUCACUGGACCUGUACUGAAUCAAAACAUAGGUGCUCAGUUUCACAUUUCUGGUACUUACCAGGCAUUUUUGCAUUGUUGUCUUGCAAGUAGGAAGUGUUCCAUCGAGCUUUUAUUUGUUCUGUCUAUUAACCAUUAUUUAUCAGACUAAUGGUUCAACAUGACACUGGAGAAAACUUAUGCUUUCAAGUUGUACAAAUAUGAUACAUAGCUUCAAAUCUCAUGCUAUAUUCUUACAA
Vitis riparia (riverbank grape) is the source of this 1209-nucleotide messenger RNA. RefSeq lists its product as uncharacterized. Bases 94 to 990 code for a protein of 298 amino acids. The record is from RefSeq and is a predicted model, not a curated record. The transcript has 5 exons. Lineage: Eukaryota; Viridiplantae; Streptophyta; Magnoliopsida; Vitales; Vitaceae.